Molecule: messenger RNA, 1203 nt
Organism: Symbiodinium sp. CCMP2456
Lineage: Eukaryota; Dinophyceae; Suessiales; Symbiodiniaceae
Source: the annotation of a GenBank genome assembly
AUGUAUCCUCUUCUGAGGGCGCCAACAGUGCUGGCUGCCCCCGCGCCUGGAAUCAGCCGCCGACCUUCCAAUGCGUUGUUUGCCGUUCCUGCGGCGGCUUAUGCCUUGCGGCAGCUCGCGCCCUCAACCAGGGCCAGGAGGCAGCUGCCUCUCCGAGCCACGAAGACGGAGGCCGCCGAGGUCACCGGGUGGCAGCUGAAACAAGACCUUGCAGACCUGCAGAGGCGGAGUGAGUUGAUUGUGGCCCGCUCAGGCGUAGGUACUCCUGAGUUCGAGGCCGAAGCGAAGCGUAUCCGUUCGGAGUCCACCCGUGCAGACCUUUGGGACGACCCUUCGACCGCGCAGCAAGUCCUCUCACAGCUGAGCCGCAUCGAGGCGGCGGAGAAACGGGCCGAGGAGUAUGCUGCCGUGGUGGAAGAGGCACAGACAGCUCUGGAGCUAGCGCAGGAGGCCGAGGGCGCGGGCGACGCGACCGAGUCCGGGACCCUUCGGGCUGAGGCCUAUGCGACGAUGCAGCAGUGGGGAGAGGCCUUGACGCGUGCUGAGGUUGAGAUGCUCAUGGGAGGCUCUUACGAUGCUUUCAGCUGCCAGGUGAGCAUCUUCGCUGGUGCUGGCGGCGAUGAAGCCUGCGAUUGGGUCUGCAUGCUGGAGCGGAUGUACAGCAACUACGCCCAGCAGAAGGGAUGGCGAUGCAAACGCCUCGAGGCCGCUGAGGGCGACUCCAUCGGCUUGAAAAGUGUGGACUUCGAGGUGUCAGGUGAAUAUGCCUUCGGGAUGCUCCAACGGGAGACAGGGACCCACCGGCUGGUCCGUAUCUGGAACGGGAAGAGGCAAACCACUUUCGCUGGAGUGGAGGUGGUUCCCGUGCUCCCCGAAGAUGCUGUCAGUGCCGUGGAAAUUGACCCAAAAGACCUGACGUGGGACACUUUUGGAGCUGGCGGCAAGGGCGGCCAAAACGUCAACAAGGUGGAGACAGGCGUCCGCGUGACGCAUGUUCCGACUGGCAUUGCGGUGCGAUGCACAGAAGAGCGAAGCCAACUGUCAAACCGGACCAAGGCGAUGAAGCAGCUGACGGCAAAGCUCAUGCUGAUCAAGGAGCAACAGAGAGUCGAGGAGCUCCGUGAGAUCCGCGGCGAUCUCGUCACAGCCCAGUGGGGAGCCCAGGUGCGGAACUAUGUGCUCCAGCCGUACACCAUGGUCAAG